AUGACAAUAAGGCUUAAUGGAAGACUGAUAAAGAAGAUUGUACUAUAUGGAGCAGUCAUAUUUGCAGUAGUCCUCCUAUUAUCACAGUUUCACUCUCCCAUCCAUAUACAGGUAAAAGUCCCCGACCCAGAAGACAGUACCCAAAGAUUAACAGAAAACCCCGGGGACAAGAUACCCCUUCCCAUACCCCGUCAGAGACUACCUGAGGCUAAAAAGAAGCCUGAUCUCAUAGAUGAUAGGAACAAGUUCCAACCAGCUGUGCAGAACAAGCUGCCGGAAAGCAGAACCUACGAGUACACGUGGGUAGAGAGUGCACGAUUGCGUGAAGCACGGGAGGCUCUGGAGAAGAAGUUCCAGCAGAAAGUAAGAGAUCUGGGUGAUGAUGCUGAGAAAGUAAAGAAUCAGGUCUGUUUUAGGAGUUUGUACUGUUAGAUAUGUUUGGAGUAUUGAUAAAUUGAUAUCAUGAGGAAUUAAAAGAGUUUAGUGCCUAUUCUGCCUUUUAAUGACUUAAAUGUACAUCUUCG
Messenger RNA from Bolinopsis microptera, 524 nucleotides. RefSeq lists its product as uncharacterized. Lineage: Eukaryota; Metazoa; Ctenophora; Tentaculata; Lobata; Bolinopsidae. The record is from RefSeq and is a predicted model, not a curated record. Bases 1 to 432 code for a protein of 143 amino acids. The transcript has 3 exons.